UAGAACCCUCCAGUGUGUGUCGACGCACGGUCCUCCUCCCUCAAGCCUCUUUAAAUUGUCUUCACCGCCGAGCUAUCGACAUUUUUCGGGCACUUCGUCAACAGAAGCUUGUAGCUGUAUGUGUGUCCCCGAGGAUAUUCGUUUCUCCGCCGGAGCCUCUGGAACAGCCCGUUAACACAAGCGGAGGUGUGUUAUUUUUUAAAAAGACGCUGCUGACCGUGGUGGGCGGAUAAAGGCGAGCCGAGGAGGGCAUCCGGCCCUGGCUGGUAACUCCGGAGUGCGGGUUUGAAGGGACUGUAUUCAACAUUUUCAGACUGUGAACUGCUUUGCUAUGGAGAAGAUGAAGAGGAUAAAGAAGCGCCUGUCGUUGACCCUCCGGCCCAGUCUGACCAUCGACGAAUCUCUCUCAGAACUGGCUGAGCAGAUGACCAUGGAGGACGGAGGGACCAAGGAUAAUGAGCCCUUUAUGAGGAAUGGCCGCCCCCCCACCUCCCACAGCAUGCACUCCUUUCUGCACCAGUACACAGGCUCCUUCAAGAAGCCGCCCCUCCGCCGGCCGCACAGCGUCAUCGGCGGAAGCCUCGGGUCCUUCAUGGCCAUGCCACGCAACGGCAGCCGCCUCGACAUUGUUCAUGAGAACCUGAAGAUGGGUUCUGAUGGGGAAAGCGACCAGGCUUCAGGAACAUCUUCAGAUGAGGUCCAGUCGCCUACAGGUGUCUGUCUGAGGAACAGAGUUCACCGCCGCAUCUCCAUGGAGGAUCUGAACAAGCGCUUGUCGCUGCCUGCUGACAUCCGGAUCCCCGACGGCUACCUGGAGAAGCUGCAGCUCAGCAGCCCGCCCUUCGACCAGCCGCUGAGCCGACGCUCCCGCCGGGCCUCACUGUCUGAGAUCGGCUUUGGGAAGUUGGAGACGUACAUUAAGCUGGACAAACUGGGCGAGGGAACGUACGCCACCGUGUUCAAGGGGCGCAGCAAGCUGACGGACAACCUGGUGGCGCUGAAGGAGAUCAGACUGGAGCACGAAGAGGGAGCGCCGUGUACGGCCAUCAGAGAAGUGUCACUUCUAAAAGACUUGAAACACGCCAACAUCGUGACGUUGCAUGACAUCGUCCACACCGACAAAAGCCUCACGCUGGUCUUUGAGUACCUGGAUAAAGAUCUGAAGCAGUACAUGGACGACUGUGCAAACAUAAUGAGCAUGCACAACGUGAAGAUCUUCCUGUUUCAGAUUUUACGAGGGCUGUCCUACUGUCACAAGAGGAAAGUUCUCCACAGAGACCUGAAGCCGCAGAACCUCUUAAUCAAUGAAAGGGGGGAACUGAAACUGGCUGAUUUUGGUCUUGCCAGGGCGAAGUCGGUCCCCACCAAGACGUACUCCAACGAGGUGGUGACUCUUUGGUACCGGCCUCCUGACGUCCUCCUGGGGUCCUCGGAGUACUCCACACAGAUCGACAUGUGGGGCGUGGGCUGUAUAUUCUACGAGAUGGCUGCAGGUCGGCCGCUCUUCCCCGGCUCCACCGUGGAGGAUGAGCUGCAUCUCAUUUUCAGGAUGCUGGGUACGCCCACAGAGGAGAACUGGCCGGGAAUCUCCUCCAUAGAAGAGUUUAAAUCGUACAACUUCCCCAAAUACAAACCGCAGCCGCUGAUCAACCAUGCGCCCAGGCUGGACAGUGAAGGCAUCGAGCUGCUGCUGGCUUUCCUCAGAUACGAGUCCAAGGCGAGGAUUUCAGCUGACGAGGCUAUGAAACAUUCCUACUUCAGGCAGCUGGGGAUGAGAGUCCACACCCUGCAAGAAAGUGUGUCAAUUUUCACAUUAAAAGAGGUGCAGCUUCAGAGAGACCCAGGCUACAGGAGCUCCUCCUACCCAGAGUCAGGGAACAGCAACAUCAACAGAAGGCAAAGCAUGCUUUUCUAAUAUUUCCUGAAGAGGACGGUCAACCGGCCGGCUUCGUCUGCACCUCCCAGCAACUCCUAGCAUGAGCCCACCUCCCCCUGGAGCUCCUCUCCUCACCCGCACACACACGCGUACACACACACACACA
Cyprinodon variegatus (sheepshead minnow) is the source of this 2042-nucleotide messenger RNA. It is a transcript of the gene cdk17, whose product is annotated as cyclin-dependent kinase 17. The transcript has 17 exons. Gene Ontology annotation, cellular component: nucleus; cytoplasm. Lineage: Eukaryota; Metazoa; Chordata; Actinopteri; Cyprinodontiformes; Cyprinodontidae. The record is from RefSeq and is a predicted model, not a curated record. The coding region runs from base 332 to 1915 and encodes 527 amino acids. Gene Ontology annotation, biological process: protein phosphorylation. Gene Ontology annotation, molecular function: protein kinase activity; ATP binding.